Messenger RNA from Tetrahymena thermophila SB210, 3884 nucleotides. RefSeq names its product cyclic nucleotide-binding domain protein. Lineage: Eukaryota; Ciliophora; Oligohymenophorea; Hymenostomatida; Tetrahymenidae. The record is from RefSeq and is a predicted model, not a curated record. The transcript has 7 exons.
CUUUUUUUGUCAAAAUGUAAUUUUGAUUAAAAAUUAGUUUUAAUUGGAUUUUAAUUAAUCUUUUUCUAAAAAGGCCAUCAAAAGCUGUUAAUGAAAUAAUUUAAACUGCUUUAAUAGGAUAUUUCAAAUGAAUAAGAUGCAGAUUUUUUGAUUUCUUUAAUUGAGAAAGAUGAGAAAAACGAUUUGGACUUAGAAUUGGUAGGAAAGUAUCUUAAAAAAUAAAUUUUUAUAAGAAAUCUUUCAUAUUAAUUACCUAGCUAGAUUAUGAAAAAAAUGUAUUCAGGGUUUAAGAUACAAACUUUCAAGUAGCACGAGUUAAUUUAUGAGCAAGGCAAUAUUAGCGACACCAUUUAUAUUUGUUUGAAAGGAUAAAUUGAUUCAUAUGUAUAAAAAAAUAACCUGAAUAUAGAUCAAGAAGAUAAAGAAGGAAUUAAAUAGGAAAAUAAUGAAAAUCUUUUAAAAAGCACAUAAUAUUAUUAUGAAGAUAAAGAAAUAGCCAAAUUGAUUAAUGACCCUGAACUUUUAUAGCGAUUUAAGCUUAAGCGUGAAGAAAAAUUAGAUAGAUAAGUUAGAUAUAUGAUGAGGGAAAGAGCAAAAAACUUAGAAGAAUAAAGAAAAAAAGAGUAGGAGAAAAUAUAAUUUGAUAUUCAAAGAAUGGAAAAUAGAUAAAAAGUAAUACAAUAAAUUAUAGAGAGUAAUAGAAGAGCUAAUAAUUUUUCUAACAUAGGUAGAACUUUAAAUCCUAAACUCAAUAAAAGAGAAAGUCCCUCUUAAAAGCUCAAACAAACAAAUUAAAUUUUACCUAAAAUAGAAUUAACAAAUUCAAAAUAAUAGAACAAGUCGCCAUUAAAAGAUAAUAAUCCGACUUCUCCUGCUUUAAGCUACUAAGGGGAAAAUAAUUUACUUCUCAAAAGGUAUUAUUGGAAGCAGUAAACUAAUAGAGAAAGCAGUAUUAAAAAGAAAGAUUAAAAAAGCGAAUAGUCACUUUUUGAUGAAACUCUUAACUCGUUUUCUGAAUCUAAGUUUGGAGGAUUCAAUAAAGGUAGUCUUAUUUUCAGCUCUAUUAAUAAAAUAAAGCAGAAAAAUAAAAGUAAAGACCCUUUCGAUGAUUCUAAUUUUCAGCAGUAACAACUUAUUAUUGAAGAAGAUGACGGAAAUUAAAAUAAUAAUUAGAAUGAAAAUGAUGACUCUAUUGGUGCAAAUAGUAUAGGAGACUUAGAGAGUCCAUCCAAUUUUAAAGUGAAUAACUAAUAUAAUAAAUCUUUACUAAUAAAAGAUUUUGAUAUAAACUAAUCCUUUAAAGGAAAGAGUCUAAACUCAUUUUUUUGCAAUCUAGAUAAAGUAAGCGAAUAUAAACCAGGUGAUAUGUUUGGAAGUGAAAUGCUUGAAAAUAAGCAUGAGAGAUCUUCUUUUGCUAUUGUGAAUUCAGUUGAGGCUAAAUUAGCAAUAUUAGACAAAACCUUUUUUGAGGAGAUUUUAAUGCUUUAUCACGAAGAGAAGCUAAUCAAUGAAAUUAAAUUUUUUUAAAACAAUUGCCUCUUUAGCAAAUUUGAUGAAUCUGAAAUUGAAUAAAUACUGCUUAAGCUUGAGUCAGUAAGUUUCAAAAAAGAUUCAAUUAUAUACAAGGAAGAUGAUCCAUCAGAUAGAAUUUACUUAGUAAAGGAAGGAGAAAUAGAAAUUGAUCAUAUUAUAGAAACAGAAAAGAAAUUUGAAGAUUACCCUUUUAUUAAUCAGUAAUUCCAUCAAAGAAGAUAAAAGAUUGCUAUCAUAGGUCCAGGGUAGAUCUUUGGAGAGUCAGAGAUUUUAAAAGACAUAAAAAGAAUUACUAGAGCAAUAACCAUUAGCACAACAAAUAUAUUUUAUGUUUUUGAUAGCAAUUAAAUCAAAUUCCUUCUUGAUAAUUCAGAUCUUAAAGAGAACCUUAACUAAGCAAGAUAAAAUAAAUCGAGUUGGAGAUAGUCAAGGUUUAGAAAGAUACAAAUUGCAACAAAAAACCACCAUGAGCAAGUAAAAAAAAUAUUAGAAAAUUCUCAAACUUAAGCUUAAAUAGAACCUCUUAGUCCAACAAAGCAAAAUACAAAGAAUCAUCACAUCAAUAAAAAAAAUAGCGAAAAAGAAUUUUAGAAUAAAUUGGAAUAAAUAGAAAAAAUAAGCAGUAAUUAGUUGAAAUCUUUACCUAGUAAUCAUUUAAUAAAUUUCCAAAUAAGCUCAGAAAAAAAGAUUUACACUUAAAAUAGCAGUAAAGAAGAAAAAUAAUUUUAUUAGGAUCCUUAUGCUUUUUAAAAUCCUUUCUAAAAAUACUAAACAAGAAACUAGUCAUUCAGCUACUCCUAAAAUAAUAAUAAUCAUAAUAAUAGUAUUAGUAGCUUCUAACAUCAUAUAUCUAAUCCUAUUUAAUCUCCUUAAUCUGCUGAGUUCGUUGCAUCAUUAAAUUAAUCCCCUAAAUCACUUUUACCUUAGAAUUUAGAUAAAAUUAAAUCAUACGAAUUUUAUAAUUUUCCAACUCAAAAACAUCAAUAAGAAAAAUAUUUAAAAACUGAUUUUACAUCAAAAUCAAUAAGCGCUUCUUCUGAAAGAAACAAUUCGUAUCAUAGCAGUAUACAUCAAGUUUAACACUUUGAAUAAAAUUAAUAUAAAAUAGAAUCUUAUAACCCUUAGAUUAGUGAUUCUUAUCUCACAUUAAAUCCCAAACCUUUUAACCCAUUGAUAAGUUAAAGUUAAGAACGUAAUCAAAGUUAGCUCUCUACUUUAAUCAGUACAAACCGCUAAACUAGAUCCUCUAUUAAUUCCCCUAAUGUAUAUACUUUAGAUAGUAAAAGACAUAAAUUUUCCAUAAAUCCUCUUUAAUAUUAUGGUGAAAAUGACUUAAAUGAAGCAGAAACCAACUCUGUAAAAUAACCCAAUUUUAAUGAUAUUGAUACACUAACUCCUAUCAUAAAAAAAUCUAAAAUCUUAGAUUCCCUCAGUAAAGCAUUUAAAAAAUAGCAAAACUGCACCACCAAUUCUCCCAUCAGAGGAGACAGAAGGAAAAUUAAAACAAUUUUUAUUUAUGAGAAUGAACCUUUGCAAUAGCUUUAUAUGAACUGUAAAUACAACCACAAAAAAUAUGCAAUUUCAAGAAAGUCGAAGAGGUCCUCUUCUAUAAAUACUUCAUAUUCUAAAAGAAGAACAGAUUUUGGUGAAAUUGAAAAUGCUAACAAUUAAGAAAAUAACAAAAAAGAUAAGAUAAACUAAGUAAUCCCAGUUAAUUAAAACAGGAAUAUCUAAAAUACCAACUCAGUAGUGGAUUAAAAAGAAUAAGUUGAUAAUAGUUAAUUAAAAGAGUUCAUUUAAAAAAAUACUUUAGCUUAAAUAGGAUUAUUUAAUGAGGAACCAAAUAUUAAAUUAAAUACAAACAUACAAUAAAAGCUAAUUUAAGAAUCUACUUCAAAGUACAGACUUAAAGCUAUGAAGCAAAUACUUGAAAGUUCGCAUUAAAUAUAAAAUUUAAAUUAUUUAUAUAAAUAUUCUAAAUUUUUAAAAUAUAACGAGACUAUAUUGCCUCAAAAAUAAAACAAAAAAAUCAAUAUAGUAGAAAAAAAAUGAACAAAAAAAUUGCUUUCUAAAAUUAAAUAAAUUAUAAAUAAUAAAAAGAUCUUUAAUUUUAAUAAGAAUAAAAGUAAUAUUAUAAAAACUAAUAAUGAUUAUGACAACUUACUUUGCUUAUUUAAAUAAUUUAAGCAACAAACUAAUAUAUAAAAAAUUCAAAUGUUCAUAAAAAUUAAAUAUUAUAUUUAUAAUCAAUGUUAAUUUUCAUAUCUUUGAUUUCUUAGCGUGUUUCAAUAGCAUUUCAAUUUUAAACUAAAAGUCGUUGAUUUUAUUAUCAUAUUUCAACAAUUUUUUUA